Molecule: messenger RNA, 1277 nt
Organism: Pseudomassariella vexata
Lineage: Eukaryota; Fungi; Ascomycota; Sordariomycetes; Amphisphaeriales; Pseudomassariaceae
Product: S-adenosyl-L-methionine-dependent methyltransferase
Exons: 4
Coding region: 1-1230 (409 amino acids)
Molecular function (GO): O-methyltransferase activity
Source: RefSeq, a predicted model, not a curated record
AUGGAUGCCCAAACUGGCCUUGCAAUAGCCACCAGCCCGAACGACAUCGCUGCUAUUCCAAAUCUAGUCGGUGACAUUAAUGAAUUCGUUAAGAAUUUGGAGAACGGCGGGAAUGAAGCACGCCAUAAGCUGCUUCUCAAGGCCCGGGAUCUGGUUCAGGCUCUAGAGACCCCCCGCGAGACCAUGAUCAAGCACACGUGGGCCCAGCCUGGCGCUGCGGCCGGUCUCAUCACUGGUGUCGAUACAGGCCUCUGGGUACUGAUGGCGAGAGACGGCGACAAGCCACAGAAGGUUGCGGAAGGCAGAGAGUCUUGGAAUAUACCCUGCAGACUCCUGCGCCACUUGGCUGCGAUGGGAUACCUCGCCGAGACUGGCCCUGGCGAGUACAAGCUCACCAAUUUCACUAAAUCGAUGAGUCUUCCAGUUAUCAGCGGUGGUUACAUUGCGCUAUUGGGGGGAAUCGGACGCAGUUCAAUAGAAUUCCAUAAGUUUCUUCGCAAGACGAACUGGCGUAACCCGAUAGAUGCCACGAAGACAUCAAUGCAUCUUGCCUAUGGUACAGAUCUCCCUAAUGCCUUCGAGUACCUGAGGUCCAUCGGAUAUGGUCCACAUACGAAUAACCAUAUGGGAGGAUACCGUCAAGGGCGCCUGCCAUGGAUGCAUGAAUCAAUUUACCCCGUAGCGAAGCAGCUUUUCCCGGGUGCAGACUCCAAGCCCGAUGCUCCGCUAGUGGUCGAUAUUGCCGGAGGGUUGGGCCACGACAUAGCGGAGUUUCAGAAGAUGUAUCCUGACCACCCUGGGAGACUCAUACUACAGGACCUCCCCGUGGUGAUUGCCGACGUCAAGGACCUCGACUCCAAUAUCGAAAGGAUUGGAUACGACUUUCACACUGAACAGCCCAUCAAGGGCGCUAGGGCAUACUUCAUGCACUCUAUCAUGCACGACUGGCCGGAUGACGUCUGUAAGAGAAUCCUAUCGCGCAUAGCAGAAGCCAUGAAGCCGGGCUAUAGCAAGCUGCUGAUCUUCGACUGCGUCAUCCCCCGCACGGGCGCUUAUUGGGAAAACACGGCCGGGGAUAUGUUGAUGAUGACGCAACUAUCGGCGUUAGAGCGCACGCAGGAUAACUGGUAUGACUUGAUCGAGGGCAACGGGCUAGGGCUUAAGAUCGUCAAGAUUUGGAGGUGCAGUGACACGGAUGUGGAGAAUCUCAUUGAGUGUGAGCUGGCUUAGAUGAGGUGGUAUUACGUAGUGCGAUUUCUUUUCAGACUUGAACUGGC